Cladocopium goreaui is the source of this 739-nucleotide messenger RNA. NCBI's taxonomy places the organism in Eukaryota, Dinophyceae, Suessiales, Symbiodiniaceae. The record is from the annotation of a GenBank genome assembly.
UGUUUUUUUGGCCAACUCCAGUUCUAGUGGCGUGUCAGCUCUCAAUCGAAGCAUCGAACCUUGAGACACUCAUCAUCAUGAGGGUCUCCCAACAUUCACGUUGGGCGCAUGGCCAGCUGGAAGCGUGGAAGCAUUUUCCUCCUGCUGUCCAACUGUGCCUGCUCCAUCAACUCGUACAUGAGCUUGCUAAGCAGUUAGACAGCUGGCAGAUUCCAUUUUUGGCGGCCACGCCUCCAGAUCUACUUGCAGUGCUAGUGGCAUCCUGUACAGCAGGGGGCAAGAAGCAUGGCGAUGAAAAGAACCGCACAAGGCCGCGUUCCAAAAUUUGGAGACGGAGGUCAGACAGACGGUCUGCAGGGGUUGUUGAGGCUGAGGAUCAAUCGUCAGACUCAACAACCCCUGCAGACCGAACCGUGAUGGUGGCAUUGCGAAGGGCACCUUCGGCCUUGCAGCGAGCUGACGCGCACCAAGUGCAACCUCAUGGGGACUCAAAGGGUGCUCUGAUGGAGGUGGAUGGUAUGCCUCAGCCCAUUGGCGAAGAUGAGUUUCGACAUCUUUUGCGUGAGUGGUAUCCAGACAAGAAUCCGGAGAAGAAGGACAUGGCCACCUCCAUUUUCCAGUUCCUGCAGCAGCAGAAAACCUUCCUCAACCUGAGGUAGCCCUUCUACCGCAACGGAUGAGUAUGCGUUCGUGAUGAACAUUCACUUGCUGAUCUUGCUGUUCGGACUGCUGAUGAAAA